Messenger RNA from Lepus europaeus (European hare), 3146 nucleotides. RefSeq names its product inter-alpha-trypsin inhibitor heavy chain 4 (gene ITIH4). Bases 32 to 2998 code for a protein of 988 amino acids. The transcript has 24 exons. The record is from RefSeq and is a predicted model, not a curated record. NCBI's taxonomy places the organism in Eukaryota, Metazoa, Chordata, Mammalia, Lagomorpha, Leporidae.
CAGGAGCGGCCCAGCAGGCACUGGAGUCGCGAUGGAAACCCCAGCGCUUGCGUGCACCCGUGUCCUCGUGCUGGGCCUGCUCUCGCUGCAUGCUGGCCUUGCGCCCACUGUCGCCCAAAAGAAUGGCAUCGACAUCUACAGCCUCACCAUGCACUCGGAGGUCUCGUCGCGAUUUGCCCGCACCGUGGUCACCAGCCGCGUGGUCAACAGGGCCGAGACGUUGCAGGAGGCCACCUUCCAGCUGGAGCUGCCCAGGAAAGCCUUCCUCACCAACUUCUCCAUGACCAUCGACGGCGUGGCCUACCCGGGGAAGGUGAGAGAGAAGGCUGCAGCCCAGAGGCAGUACAGCGCGGCCAGGGCCAAGGGGGAGAGCGCCAGCCUCGUCAAGACCACCGGGAGGACGACGGAACAGUUCCAGGUGUCGGUCAGCGUGGCCGCCGCCUCCAAGGUCACCUUCCAGCUGGUGUAUGAGGAGCUGCUCCAGCGGCGGCUGGGAGCCUACGAGCUGCUGCUCAAAGUGCAGCCCCAGCAGCUGGUCCAGCACUUGCAGGUGGACGUCCACAUCUUCGAGCCGCAGGGCAUCAGCUUCCUGGAGACAGAGAGCUCCUUCAUGACCCAGGAGCUGGAGCGCGCCCUCACCACCUCGCAGAACGAGACCAAGGCUCACAUCCGGUUCAAACCCACGCUGUCCCAGCAGCAGCAGGCUGCAGGGCAGCCGGACACGGCCCUGAAUGGCAGCUUCAUCAUCCGCUACGACGUGAACCGCACUCUGUCUGCGGGCUCCAUUCAGAUCGAGAACGGCUAUUUCGUGCACCACUUUGCCCCCGAGGGCCUGCCCACUAUGCCCAAGAACGUGAUCUUCGUCGUCGACCAGAGCGGCUCCAUGCUAGGCAGAAAAAUCCAACAGACCCGAGAAGCCCUCAUCAAGAUCCUGGAUGACCUCAACCCCAGAGACCGGUUCAACCUCAUCCUCUUCAGCUCGUCAGCGACCCCGUGGAAGACAUCGCUGGUGCAAGCCUCGCCGGAGACCGUGAGCAAGGCCAGGAGCUACGCCGGCGGCAUCCAGGCCCUGGGAGGGACCGACAUCAACGAGGCCUUGCUGCUGGCCGUGAGCCUGCUGGACCACGAGCAGGCGGAGCUGCCCACGGGGAGCGUCUCCCUCCUGAUCCUGCUCACCGACGGGGAGCCCACGCAGGGGGAGACCAACCCCACGGUGAUCCAGAGGAACGUGCGGGAAGCCAUCGGCGGCCGCCACAGCCUCUUCUGCCUGGGUUUCGGCUUCAACGUCAACUACCCCUUCCUGGAGAAGCUGGCGCUGGACAGCGGCGGCCUGGCCCGGCGCGUCUACGAGGACUCGGACGCGGCCCUGCAGCUGCAGGACUUCUACCAGGAGGUGGCCCACCCGCAGCUGACGUCUGUGGCCUUUGAGUACUCAAGCAAUGCCGUGGAGGAGGUCACUCGGGACAACUUCCGGCUGCACUUCCUGGGCUCCGAGAUGGUCGUGGCUGGGAAGCUGCGGGCCGAGAGCCCUGACGUGCUGUCGGCCAAAGUCCGCGGGCGGGUGCACAAGGAGAACAUCACCUUCUACAUGGAGUCCAGCGUGGCGGAGCAGGAGGCGGCGUUCCGGAGCCGCCAGUACAUCUUUGGCAGCUUCAUGGAGAGACUCUGGGCGUACCUGACCAUCCAGCAGCUCCUGGAACAGAUGGUUCAUGCGCCCGAGGCCCAACAGCAAGCCCUCGAGUCCCGAGCCCGGAACCUGUCACUCGACUACAGCUUUGUCACUCCUCUCACGUCCAUGGUGGUCACCAAGCCCGAGGGCCAACGACAGGAUCAAGUUGCUGAGAAGCCUUCUGAGGAUGAUAAGCACAAGCAGGCCUACGGAGGAGGACCUACUUUCUCCAAAUUUCUCCACAAAGGACAAAAACACCCCAUACAAAGAAUGCAAACAGCAGGCAGCUAUGAAGAACCCUCUUUUUACAGAAGAAAGCUGAGCGGACAAGCUUCCUGGCCCCUGCUGAGUUCCCGAUUCGGCGUGGACAAUUCUCCCACGAGAUUUAAACACCCCGGGCACCUCCACAUUCCUUUCGCCUCUCUUCCUCCUCAUCUUAUGAACCUUCCGACCCUAGAGCUGCUGCGGAAGCUGAAGCUGCGGAACUCUGCUGCUACACGGAUACCUGUGAUGAUGCCACCCACGCCUUCAGCUCCCAGUCAAACUGUGACGGUGCCAUCCACGCCUUCAGCUCCCAGUCAAACCGUGAUGGUGCAACCCAUGCCUUCAGCUCCCAGUCAAACCGUGACGGUGCCACCCACGCCUUCAGCUCCCAAUCAAACCGCGUUGGAUGAUGUGGACUUGGGAAGCAAAGAAAAAGCCGUGCCUGAUUCGCCCCCAGCCCCCUUGCAGGCUCCUUCGGUCAUUCUGCCGCUGCACGGCCAAGACGUGGACCGGCUCUGCGUGGACUUUAAGAACAUUCGCGGACCCUUAAACCUGAUCUCGGACCCUGUCCAAGGAAUCGAGGUGACUGGCCAGUACGAGAUGGAGAAGGCUGGGUUCUCGUGGAUCAAGGUGACGGUCCAGAAGCCCGAGCUGCAGGUUCACGCGACCCCUGAGCGGGUGGUGGUGACUCGGAACCGGAGAAACUCGGAGCACAAGUGGAGGAAGACGCUGUUCAGCUUGCUGCCAGGCCUGAAGAUGACCAUGGACGACACAGGGCUCCUGCUGAUCGGGGGCCUCCGCAGAGUGACCGUUGGCCUGUUGCCCUGGGAUGGCCCCAAGAUGGGACUGCUGCUCCUCCUUCACAACACUGACCGCUUCUCCAGCAGUGUCAAGGGGACCAUUGGCCAGUUUUACCCCAGUGUGCUCUUGAGGCCUUCACCUACGGCAGCUGACCAGUGGAUCCUGAAGGCUCAGGCUGACUACCUUGUCACCAGAGAGCACAGGCUGGAUUACCAAGCGGGGCCUCCGGGAAGGGAGAUUGCCUGCUGGUCUGUGGAGCUGUAGUUCCGCUGGGAGGAGCCCUGCCCCAGAGCUCAUGGCACCUGCUGCCUCCAGAUGGGGGCCACCUUGUGACUGCAGGGCCACCUCGGGGGCCGGAUCCCAGGGGGCAGGAGGUUCCCACUCUUUGCAAAUAAAGCGGUGAGCCCAGGGA